AUGAAUAUGUUGGAUGAUGAAGAUGACCAAAGCUUUCACGCUACGCGUGACGGCUACUCCCAUUUAAGCGAUGUCGAAUGGAAUGCGGUUGAACGAAUGGGUUCGACCAUGGGCAUCCAUGCUGUUAGCGUCAUGCUAGAGGCUCUCAAUAGAGAUGCCCAACAUGCUACUAUCGCCAAGUUCAUUCAAAAUGAACUUGACGCAGAACGCGAGAAAGUAGCCUUGCUUCACCAACAAGGUUCUCAACAAGCAGAGUUGUUGAGAGAACAGGGUGCUCAACAGUUUGAACUGUUGAGACAGCAGCAGGCUGCUGCUGGUGGGUCGAUGCACUCGCGUCGACCCGAAACCUUGAAGAUUGACAUCUCCAAGGCGCGUCGCAUCGACGACGGGGAUAUGCAAGUUGCAUUUGCCCAGUCAAAUCUGGCAGGACGUGCCAAGACUUGGGCACUGGGGCUCAAGUUGCACGACCCAUAUGCGUUUGGGUCGUUGGAAGUCUUCAAGUCGCGGCUCAGACAAACGUUUGAACCGCCUAGAGCUGAGUUCAGGGCUCGAACCGAACUCUUGAAGCUCAAGCAGGGUAAGCGUGAUGUACACGCUUACGCUCAACAUAUACGACAUCUCACGAGUUGUAUAAGUUCCAAUCCGGUGGAUGAACACACGUUGGUUUCGGUGUUCAUGCAGGGUCUUGCGGAUGGUCCCGUCAAGACUCACCUGUUCCGGCUUGAACUAGAUUCACUAGAACAAGCCAUUUCCAUUGCGGAGCAGGAAGACUUCAGUCUGAGACAGGCUCGCGCCAGCUCGACAUCAUAUCGUCAACCGAGACGAUAUGACAACGGAGGUCCAGAGCCGAUGGAACUCUGUUAUGUAGAGAGCGAGAAGGCUCGCUCUACAGGCUACAAGAAGUUGCAGAGAUGCAACAGAUGUCAAAAGACAGGACACUACGCUUACGAGUGUAGUGCCCCUCGUCCAGUGUCUCGCGACACUGGGCGUAGUGACCGUCCACCCAUGAGAAAGGGGCAGGGACGAGGGUCCGCAGUUGGUGCAAAGACGCAACAACGGGAUGGACCGUCAAAAAACGGACAGGAUCAGUAG
Messenger RNA from Peronospora matthiolae, 1092 nucleotides. NCBI's taxonomy places the organism in Eukaryota, Oomycota, Peronosporomycetes, Peronosporales, Peronosporaceae. The record is from the annotation of a GenBank genome assembly.